UUCGUUUACACCAUCAACGAUGCAUAUAAAACAGGUCAUCAUCCAGGGCUUCAAGAGCUACCGGGAGCAAACCGUCGUGGAGCCCUUCGACAAACGCCACAACGUAGUCGUGGGUCGCAAUGGUUCGGGCAAGAGCAAUUUCUUCUACGCGAUUCAGUUUGUGCUCAGCGAUGAGUUUACGCAUCUUCGACCGGAACAGAGGCAAGCCUUGCUACACGAAGGAACAGGUCCCCGGGCCAUGUCCGCUUACGUGGAAAUCAUUUUCGACAACUCGGACAACCGUGUACCGAUCGAUAAGGAGGAGAUCUAUCUUCGCCGUGUGAUCGGCGCCAAGAAGGAUCAAUACUUUCUCAACAAGAAAGUGGUCCCGCGGUCGGAAGUGGUCAAUCUGCUCGAAUCGGCCGGCUUUUCCAACUCCAACCCGUACUACAUCGUGAAGCAGGGUAAGAUCAAUCAGAUGGCAACGGCACCCGACUCGCAUCGUUUGAAAUUGCUCCGUGAGGUGGCGGGAACACGCGUGUACGACGAGCGUAAGGAAGAAUCGAUGAAUUUGCUGCGCGAAAGUGAAGGAAAGCUGGAAAAGAUUUCCGAAUAUUUGCGCACGAUCGAGGAUCGGCUGAAGACGCUGGAGGAGGAAAAGGAGGAACUGUCCGAGUACCAGAAAUGGGACAAAGCGCGCCGUACGCUCGAGUACGUCAUCUAUGAAACGGAGCUGAAGGAAACGCGCAAACAGCUGGAAGAGCUGGACACGCAGCGCAAAUCGUCCGGCGACAAGCAGCUGCUGCUAACGCAGGAAAUUCAAAAAGCACAGGAACGGCUUAAAAAUGCGCAAAAAUCGUUAAAAGAUGCCAAGAAGGAUGUAGUUACGGCGAAGGACGAAAAGUCUGUGCUAGCGACCGAACAUCAGCAACUGUUGCGUGAGAAAACCAAGCUUGAUCUAACGAUUUCUGACCUUUCGGACGAGGUACAGGGCGAUAACAAAUCAAAAGAACGAGCCGAACAGGAACUCGAGCGUCUGAAGAUCACGAUCGCAGAGAAGGAGAAAGAGCUGGAACAGGUGCGCCCACGGUACGAAGCGAUGCGUCGCAAGGAGGAAGAAUGUUCCCGGGAGUUGAAUUUGAAGGAACAAAAGCGCAAAGAGCUGUACGCUAAGCAGGGCCGUGGGUCACAGUUCUCGUCAAAGGAGGAGCGUGAUAAGUGGAUCCAGGGUGAGCUGAAAUCGUUGAACAAACAGAUUAAGGAUAAGAUAUCGCACCAGAACAAGCUGCAGGAUGAUCUGAAGAAGGACAUUGCGAAGCAGAGCGAGCUGGAGAAGAAAAUCCAGGAGCAUACGGAAUCGUUCGAGCAGCUGCGCGUUCAGAUCGACGAACAUAAUAAGAACUUUUACGAGUUGAAGAAAAAAAAGGAUCACUACCAGAGUUUGCGCAACGAUAUCUGGAAGAAGGAAACGGCCGUUACACAGACGUUGUCGGGGUACAAGGAAGAACUGGCCCGUGCAGAUCAAGCACUUCGAUCGAUGGCCGGUAAACCGAUCCUUAAUGGGCGUGACUCGGUGCGCAAAGUGUUGGAAAGCUUCCAGCAGCGUGGUCGUGAGUUUGCAGAUAUUGCCAACGCCUACUACGGUCCGGUGAUCGAGAACUUUAACUGUGACAAAUCGAUCUACACCGCCGUCGAGGUGACGGCCGGUAAUCGUUUGUUUCAUCAUAUCGUCGAAUCGGACCGUGUCGGUACACAAAUUUUGAAGGAAAUGAACAAACAAAAGCUGCCCGGUGAGGUGACGUUCAUGCCACUGAAUCGUCUCCAGGUAAAGAUCCACGAUUAUCCCGAAGACCCCGACUCCAUUCCGAUGAUAUCGAAGCUAAAGUACGAAGAGCAGUACGAUAAGGCGUUGCGAUAUAUUUUCGGCAAAACGCUCAUCUGUCGUAAUUUGGAGCGUGCUACGGAGCUGGCCAAAAGUACCGGACUCGACUGUGUGACGCUCGAGGGUGAUCAGGUAUCGUCCAAGGGUUCGCUUACCGGUGGGUACUUCAACACGUCCCGUUCCCGGUUGGAGAUGCAAAAGAAGCGCUCCGAGUACAGUCAGCUGCUGCAGGAGCACGAGAAAGAGUUGGCCGACUUUCGGAGCGAGUUGAAGCAAACCGAGGCGAACAUUAACUCGAUCGUGUCGGAGAUGCAAAAGACGGAAACGAAGCAGGGCAAAUCGAAGGAUGCGUUCGAGAAGAUACAGGCCGACAUACGGUUGAUGAAGGACGAGCUGUCGCGCAUUGAACGGUUCCGCAGUCCGAAGGAACGUUCGUUGGCCCAGUGUAAGGCGAAUCUGGAGGCGAUGACCAGCACGAAGGAGGGUUUGGAGAAUGAGCUGCAUCAGGAACUAAUGUCGCAGCUGUCGGUGCAGGAUCAGCACGAGGUGGAUUCGCUGAACGAUGAGAUCCGUCGGUUAAAUCAGGAAAACAAAGAAGCAUUCACAUCCCGUAUGAGCCUCGAGGUGACGAAGAACAAGCUGGAGAAUUUGCUCACCAACAAUCUGUUCCGUCGCAAGGACGAGCUGGUACAAGCGCUGCAGGAAAUCUCCGUCGAGGAUCGUAAACGUCAGCUGACGAACUGCCGGAACGAGGUGGUCGCGACGGAAAAGCGCAUCAAGAAGGUACUCUCCGACACGGAGGAGGUCGAUCGGAAGCUAAGCGAGGCGCUCAAGUUGCAGAAAACACUCCAGAAGGAGCUCGAAACGUGGAUCCAGAAGGAGAAGGAAGCGCAGGAAAAGCUGGAAGAGGACGGUAAGCGGAUGGAAAAGUGGGCCACCAAGGAAAACAUGUUGCAUCAGAAGAUUGACGAAUGUACGGAAAAGAUUGCCGGGCUGGGUGCGUUACCGAAUGUGGACGCAAGCUAUCAGAAGAUGUCGUUGAAGUCAUUGUUUAAGGAGCUGGAAAAGGCGAACCAGCAUCUGAAGAAGUAUAACCAUGUGAACAAGAAGGCACUGGAUCAGUUUUUAAGUUUUUCCGAGCAGAAAGAGAAGCUGUACAAGCGUAAGGCUGAGCUGGACGUGGGCAAGGAUAAGAUUUGCGAGCUAAUGCAAUUGCUGGAGGCUCGUAAGGUGGAAGCGAUCCAGUUCACUUUCCGUCAGGUGGCGGCCAAUUUUUCCGAGGUAUUUAAGAAGCUUGUUCCGCAAGGCAAUGGGCAUCUGAUCUUGCGUACUACGAACGAUGCCGAGGGUAACGAUAUGGAGCGUGAGGUAGAAACGUCCGACGAAUUUACCGGGAUCGGUAUCCGAGUGUCGUUUACGCAGGUCGAUGCGGAGAUGCGUGAAAUGAAUCAACUGUCCGGUGGGCAGAAAUCGUUGGUAGCGUUGGCGCUCAUCUUCGCCAUCCAGAAGUGUGAUCCGGCACCGUUUUAUCUGUUCGAUGAAAUUGAUCAAGCGUUGGAUGCGCAGCAUCGCAGUGCGGUCGCGGACAUGAUACACGAGCAGAGCGAUCGGGCCCAGUUCAUUACGACCACGUUCCGGCCGGAGCUGAUGGAGAAGGCGCACAAGUUCUAUGGCGUGCGGUUCCGGAACAAGGUAAGUCAUGUGGAUUGUGUGACAAAGGAGGUGGCGCGGGACUUUGUCGAUGAUGAUACUACGCACGGUUAG
Molecule: messenger RNA, 3625 nt
Organism: Anopheles maculipalpis
Lineage: Eukaryota; Metazoa; Arthropoda; Insecta; Diptera; Culicidae
Gene: SMC3
Product: structural maintenance of chromosomes protein 3
Exons: 2
Coding region: 20-3625 (1201 amino acids)
Biological process (GO): mitotic sister chromatid cohesion
Cellular component (GO): chromosome
Molecular function (GO): double-stranded DNA binding; ATP binding; cohesin loader activity
Source: RefSeq, a predicted model, not a curated record